Sporothrix schenckii 1099-18 is the source of this 213-nucleotide messenger RNA. RefSeq lists its product as uncharacterized. The transcript has a single exon. The coding region runs from base 1 to 213 and encodes 70 amino acids. NCBI's taxonomy places the organism in Eukaryota, Fungi, Ascomycota, Sordariomycetes, Ophiostomatales, Ophiostomataceae. The record is from RefSeq and is a predicted model, not a curated record.
AUGGCCGCCCUGGGUUCGGCCUUGGAUCCCGUCAACCGGGUCACGUCAGCCACUGCAUCGUGGUCCUUUGUCAGUGUCCCUCUGCUUUGGACUCCUCAGAGGACAACUUCCAAACUGCUGUGUACGACAGACGCCAGACGCCGUCCAGCCGAGCACCGUCGCCUUGCAAGACACAUGGCAGGCCACCCCCGUUUUGCCUUUUGCCUGGGCUGA